AUGGCAGCAGUUGACAGGGAGGUAACUGCCCGUGUCAUCCUUCAACAGUGUUUACAUGCCAAGCUGCAGGUUAAACCUCCAGAUGAAGACUCUGAGGCAGAAUGGACAGAGAUACAAAGGGGUAUGGUUAUCUAUCUUUGCUUUUUUAAAGGAUCAACCAAAGAUGUAAUUCCAAAAAUAGUGAGCUCGGUGCUGAAAAUAAAAUUGAGUGAAACGGAAAAUGGGAAGCAUGUAUCAAUCAUUGAACUUCCAGGAAACAUUCUGAUUGUCCCUCAGGCAACUCUUGGAGGAAAGGCAAAGGGCCGCUGCAUGCAGUACCAUUCAAAUGCAGGCAAGGAGCUUGGCAUGGAGUUGUAUGCACAGUUCAUAUCUCAGUGCCAACAAGAAUUGGAAUCUCACCCUAGCUGGGUUGAAGCUGGGACUGUGCUGCGUCAUGGGACAUAUGGAAACAGACAGGUUUUGCAGCUUGAUACCAAUGGACCUUACACACAUUUACUGGAAUUCUGA
Messenger RNA from Nanorana parkeri, 507 nucleotides. It is a transcript of the gene DTD2, whose product is annotated as D-tyrosyl-tRNA deacylase 2 (putative). Gene Ontology annotation, cellular component: cytoplasm. The record is from RefSeq and is a predicted model, not a curated record. Lineage: Eukaryota; Metazoa; Chordata; Amphibia; Anura; Dicroglossidae. Gene Ontology annotation, biological process: tRNA metabolic process. The coding region runs from base 1 to 507 and encodes 168 amino acids. Gene Ontology annotation, molecular function: D-tyrosyl-tRNA(Tyr) deacylase activity. The transcript has 3 exons.